AUGUCCAACCAACCACCCCCUUCGUAUAAUGGCACCGCCAACUAUGCGCCGGAGUGGGCUUCUUCAUAUCCUGUCAUGGUCCCACCAGACUUGACCCUCAACUCAGAAUAUACUCCAUCAUCUCAGCCACCUGUUCCCCAUAAUGGGUACCCACUCGACUACAAUCUCCACAACGUGAACGCGAACGCGCGGAUUGCCCCUCAUGGAGCUUCAGGGCAGUUCCUCCCGCCUUUCCCCUUCAUGCCUCCCUUCGACGCGUCCCAAGUACCUCCGUUUCCCCCUCUGCCGAUACCGCCAGCCGGUUUCUCUCCGUUCCCGGUGCCAACAGGAUCCUCAACUCCUCAAUACGCUCUUCCAAGUCAAUCAACAGAGAAUGCUUCCUCUCAAUCAGCAGGGUUGCCUGGUGGCGCGAGAGCGACAUCAACUCAUCUUGACUCGAACCGUGAGGAGGGUGAGGUCAGUGAGAGGGAACACGAAAGACCAUCCGGGUCGUACCACCCCGUGCCGUCGGGGGAACGAACCAGGUGGGGACAGCUAUCAGCGGAACGUCGGGUUCCAGACCGCGAGGAAGGCGAGGCAUUCUCAUCUGACUCCAGCAGGAGCAGUGGAUCACCAUACAAUCCACCCCUGUCCGUUUCCGCUGAUCCAAAUCUAGUUCCUGUGAUAGAAACGCCAAGUCUGGACACACCGAAUACAAGACCCGCUUCUGCCGCUUCACUCUCCAAAUCUGUGGCACAGCUUCGGGUGCAGGCGCAGGGCGCAUUGCUGAGCUUGGCUCCUCACAACAUUCGCUACAAUGAGUUGGUUGCUGAAGGCAUUAAUCCCAAGCUCCUCAGGCAACUCUAUGAAGAAGUCGGAAUAAAAGUUGUGCCACCCCCGUCUGACCAAACCAAACUGAAGACCACGCAGCUGGGCCCACAGUCCAACACCCUGCCAACAAGACCAGGAACGGCAAAGGUGAAAGACCCUGCACCCAAACCAAUCCCUGCGGUGCCAACUCCCUCCAGCUCUUCCACGAAGGGCCCGGACGGGCAAACGUCCAUGGAGAGAAAACAUGUCAUCGCCCGAAUGCUUGCAGAAAAGGCCGCCAAAGCUGCCAACUCGAGUGCCUCCAAGACAGAUUUGCCGAAGGAAGCAACUGGGUCUUCCAGCGAAACUCGUCCCAAAAGCAAAGUGGAACCCUCCAGGGUGAAGAACAAAGCUCAGACGGAACUGGCACGGCAACGAAUAGAGGAGCUGAAACGACAGAUGUUGCUCAAGAGUCAACAAAAGGUGCAGCAAAGUGGCGGGCCAGAAACCGAUACUGGGAAAAGUACCGAGGCUAGUCAAGUCUCCGUAUCCUCUGGUGCUUCCCCAUCCACCAUUCAACACCCGCUUCCUGUUCGACCUCCUCUACCAACCAAAGCCAACCCUGCUGGAAUUCCUGGUUUGUUCAUGGCCGAGUCAACGCAAGACACAGAUCGCGAAGCUCGAGGUCAAACUGUUGCCGUUGAUUCAACGCCCCUCGCCCGAGCAACGCAGCGAAAACGGCCUCGAGCGUCUGAUUUUGAUGAGCCCGUCACGGCUCCCAAGAAACAUCUGAACCAAAGCAAGGGGCAUGCUGGUGCUGCUGAGAGGCUGGUCAUCGACAUCAGUGACGAUGAAUCUCUCUAUGGUGAUGAUGAGGGAGGUCUCAUGGAUGUGGACUCGAGCCAAGAGCAAGACUCGGAACCCAUGCCAACUGCGGAGGCUCUACUGGCCUCAUUACGGAACAUCGCCUCCUUACCCACGAGAACCUCCACGUCAACCCCGCAAGAUUCCUCUCGGCCCUCUGACCAGGAGAGCAUUCGAAAGAAGGAUCUAGAGAUUCAAGCUAUGCACAAGCGGAUAGCUGAGCUUGAGCAACGGAAAAAGGCAAGACUGGUUCCUGGCCCAGCUGGCUUACCUCAGUCUUUUGACUCGGGUGCAUCAUCAUCAGCUGGACAAUCGAGCGGCGCCGAAGCCGAAGCCACCGAUACCUCUACCGCUCCCCUUCCUAAGACAACACCGGCUGCAGAUGUUGCCACCAUAAGUACGGCUCGUCCGAACCUAAUCGAUUCCUUCAGUGAUUCGUCUGUCAAGGUGCUAGCGUCUAUGGAAACCGAACAGCUCGACAGCUUGCGGUCCAAAAUUCUGCGAAUGCAAGCAAUCGAGUCUGGGCUUCCUGAUUUAGAUGCUGAGAUAUUGUCAUCCGAAUCCAACCUGUCUCAUUGCAGGCAGGAGGCCGAUCGACUUCUCUCUGAAAUUACGAAGGGAAAAGAAGGGCGGUUUCUAUUAGUUAAAGAAUUGAAACAUCUUGGUGAUGAGAUCACUCGCUUGUCAUUAGCGGAUCUGGAGCAACUUCGCCGACAAGCUGAAGUCAAGGAACAAGAAAUUGUGGCAAAGGAAGCAAUCCAAACCUCGCACUUUCAAGACACCAUUAUUCCGGAUGCCCAUGCCCUUGAACAAGAUGACACUGCCGGCACUCCAACUUCUCCAGAAGAUGUCCUUGUCGACCGGCCUGCAGCGGAUUAUGCUGUGGAUUCCGUCGCCGAAUCGUCUUCUUCCGUAGCCGACUCUACUGGAUCUUCCAUGGACGAGUCUGCCGACGAAGAAUCUUCCUCUGAUGCUGAUGCGCCAAUCACUGAAGGUGCAACUCCAGAAGGUGUGGAGAUUGUGGAAGCGAAUACUCUGCACCAUGUUCUCCCUGAGCAGCCGCCCGCCCCGGCUGUCGACCUUGCCACAGAACAUUCUGCGGCAUCCGACACCCACCAGAGUGUGCGGUGCGACUCUCUUGAAUCAUCGGAGGCAUCAGAGGGCUAUGAGCCACCAGAACCCGAUGUCAAGGAAGCCCCUGGCCAAACCUACAGUCCUCCUUUCAGCCCUGCCCCUCCCGAGUCUGUCAAAAGCACGGCAGGGUCAACGUCUUCGAUUGACAUGUCUCCAGCUGAUGAAGCAGUGACCGAUGCCCCUCCGGUGUCAGUUUCGAAGCAAGCGUCGGGCUCACAGGUUAACACUCUUGAAAACGAAGAAUCUGCUGCCGACUCCAAGCAGAGGUUUUCUCCCUACAUCAGCCCGCUGCGAAAUUUCAAGGCGUAUCGCUAUCACCCCAAUUAUGCAGAGGACGUUUCGAACGGCUACCGUUCGCUAACUUACAGCCAUGACAUUGAUCCUAUGAAGUACCUCUGUCCAUACGAAGCUUCCGGUGGUGUCUGCAAUGACCGGUCCUGUGAAUUCCAACAUUUCCGGGAUAUGACUCUCAGCGAUGACAAGAUCCUGAUCCAAAUGGGAGCGGCUCGGGAGGGCAACACCGAGGAAGAAAAAGAGACCUACCUCGCCGGUCUGAAGGAAAUCAUCAACGAGAUGCGACGUGAUAAGGUGAAAGAUUUCACCACCGUGGCCGCCGAAAUAGCCGCAUAUCGUAGACGCUUUCUCCAAGACCCGUCGCGCGUCUUGCCCAUGUAA
Molecule: messenger RNA, 3462 nt
Organism: Penicillium riverlandense
Lineage: Eukaryota; Fungi; Ascomycota; Eurotiomycetes; Eurotiales; Aspergillaceae
Exons: 5
Coding region: 1-3462 (1153 amino acids)
Cellular component (GO): nucleus; exosome (RNase complex)
Source: RefSeq, a predicted model, not a curated record